AUGCAAGUCAUAACAGACAAGACGUUAAAGGAAACGACGUCGAUGCAUGUCAUCACGAUCGCAACACUAAUCUUUCUGCCGGCCACUUUCGUUGCAACUUUCUUCCAGAGUGGAGUGUUGCUUUGGAAAGAAGAUGGGCCAGACGACAUGACAAGACCAUUCAUCUGGAAGCGUGAUAGCUUAAUGCUCUUCUUAAGCUUCUGUGGUCCUCUGACCGCGGCAACCAUCGGCGGCUGGUUAUUCAUGUGUGUAAGACUGAGAAAAAGUGCACGGGGGAAAUUGUAA
Colletotrichum paranaense is the source of this 285-nucleotide messenger RNA. RefSeq lists its product as uncharacterized. Lineage: Eukaryota; Fungi; Ascomycota; Sordariomycetes; Glomerellales; Glomerellaceae. The transcript is spliced from 2 exons. The record is from RefSeq and is a predicted model, not a curated record. The coding region runs from base 1 to 285 and encodes 94 amino acids.